This is a messenger RNA of Seminavis robusta, 996 nucleotides long. NCBI's taxonomy places the organism in Eukaryota, Bacillariophyta, Bacillariophyceae, Naviculales, Naviculaceae. The record is from the annotation of a GenBank genome assembly.
AUGAAGAUUUGCAUUUUGAAAGCGUUCCUCGCGAUAUCCGUCUUCACGGUUGCUGACGCAAAGUUUUCGUUGCGUCGCCGCACUCAACAAGUGGCCACUUCUCCAGACAGCCCAGAAAGCCCAGAUGAUCCCAAUGCUCCUGACAGCCCUGACAGCCCUGACAGCAUUGAUACCUCUCCGAAUGGUGGCCGCACCUUGCAGACCGUUGUUUCCCCAGAUUCACCUGAUAGCCCAGAAAGCCCAGAUGAUCCCAAUGCUCCUGACAGCCCUGACAGCCCUGACAGCCCUGACAGCAUUGAUACCUCUCCCAAUGGUGGCCGCACCUUGCAGACCGUUGUUUCCCCAGAUUCACCUGAUAGCCCUGAUAGUCCUGAUGAUCCAAAUGCUCCUGACAGCCCUGACAGCAUUGAUACCUCCCCCAAUGGUGGCCGCACCUUGCAGACCGUUGUUUCCCCAGAUUCACCUGAUAGCCCUGAUAGUCCUGAUGAUCCCAAUGCUCCUGACAGCCCUGACAGCAUUGAUACCUCCCCCAAUGGUGGCCGCACCUUGCAGACCGUUGUUUCCCCAGAUUCACCUGAUAGCCCUGAUAGCCCUGAUGAUCCCAAUGCUCCUGACAGCCCUGACAGCAUUGAUACCUCCCCCAAUGGUGGCCGCACCUUGCAGACCGUUGUUUCCCCAGAUUCACCUGAUAGCCCUGAUAGUCCUGAUGAUCCCAAUGCUCCUGACAGCCCUGACAGCAUUGAUACCUCUCCCAAUGGUGGCCGCACCUUGCAGACCGUUGUUUCCCCAGAUUCACCUGAUAGCCCUGAUAGUCCUGAUGAUCCAAAUGCUCCUGACAGCCCUGACAGCAUUGAUACUUCCCCCAAUGGUGGCCGCAGCUUGCAGACCGUUGUUUCCCCAGAUUCACCUGAUAGCCCUGAUAGCCCUGAUGAUCCCAAUGCUCCUGACAGCCCUGACAGCCCUGACAGCCCUGACUUAUUGGAAGGCACUCCCUGA